Messenger RNA from Labrus mixtus (cuckoo wrasse), 2816 nucleotides. RefSeq names its product DnaJ heat shock protein family (Hsp40) member A2b (gene dnaja2b). Gene Ontology annotation, molecular function: ATP binding; Hsp70 protein binding. Gene Ontology annotation, biological process: protein refolding; response to heat. The record is from RefSeq and is a predicted model, not a curated record. Gene Ontology annotation, cellular component: cytoplasm; cytosol. The transcript is spliced from 9 exons. NCBI's taxonomy places the organism in Eukaryota, Metazoa, Chordata, Actinopteri, Labriformes, Labridae. The coding region runs from base 80 to 1318 and encodes 412 amino acids.
UGUUGCAGGAUCGGCUCCUCUCUCAGCUGAACCUCCGCAGCGGGUCUCCUCCUCCUCCUCCACUUAGCCGGUUAGCAUCAUGGCGAACGUCGUGGAUACUAAACUCUACGACAUCCUCGGAGUUUCACCAUCUGCAUCUGAGAAUGAACUCAAGAAGGCCUACCGCAAAUUGGCCAAGGAGUACCAUCCUGAUAAGAACCCUGAUGCUGGAGACAAGUUCAAAGAGAUCAGUUUUGCAUAUGAGGUGCUAACAAACCCAGAGAAGAAGGAGCUUUAUGAUCGCUAUGGAGAACAGGGACUACGGGAGGGAGGAGGUGGAGGACCUGGCAUGGACGAUAUCUUCUCUCAUAUUUUUGGGGGAGGACUCUUUGGGUUCAUGGGGGGACAGGGAAGAGGACGCAAUGGAGGAAAGAGGAGAGGAGAAGAUAUGGUCCACCCUCUGAAAGUUUCUCUAGAAGACCUCUAUAAUGGCAAAACAACCAAACUGCAGCUCAGUAAGAAUGUCCUGUGUGGUGCUUGUAAUGGUCAGGGGGGUAAGGCCGGAGCAGUACAGAAGUGUGUAGCAUGCAGAGGGCGAGGCAUGAGGAUCAUGAUCAGACAACUUGCUCCUGGGAUGGUCCAACAGAUGCAGUCGGUCUGCACAGACUGCAGUGGAGAGGGUGAGGUGAUAAAUGAGAAGGAUCGCUGCAGAAAGUGUGAGGGUCAUAAAGUGUGUAAGGAGACCAAGCUUCUGGAGGUGCAUGUGGACAAAGGCAUGAAACAUGGACAGAAGAUCACGUUCUCUGGUGAAGCUGACCAAGCUCCAGGCAUUGAACCAGGAGAUAUAGUCCUGGUGCUGCAAGAGAAAGAACAUGAGGAUUUCCGCCGUGAGGGCAGUGACCUUCACAUGGUCCAACGUAUCGGCCUGGUUGAAGCUCUGUGUGGCUUCCAGAUGACCGUCACUCACCUUGAUGGACGUCAGUUGCUUGUCAAAUACCCUCCUGGCAAGGUCAUUGAGCCAGGUUGUAUUCGAAUGGUAAAGGGUGAGGGAAUGCCUCAGUACAGAAACCCUUUUGAGAAGGGAGACCUUUAUGUCAAGUUUGAUGUCCAAUUCCCUGAAAACAACUGGAUUAGCCCAGAAAAACUGAAUGAACUCGAGUGCUUGCUGCCUGCUCGUGCUGAAAAUCCUGUAAUCUCAGCAGAUGCGGAGGAAGUUGACCUGACAGAUUUUGACAGGAGUCAAGGGUCAGGAAGUGGAGCUAGGAGAGAGGCCUACAAUGAUAGUUCUGAUGAGGAAGGCGGCCAUCAUGGCCCAGGGGUGCAGUGCGCACACCAAUAAAAAAAGACUCAUACACGAAGACAUGCACACACAUUAAGACAUGAACAACCCUCAAGUCCCAUUGCUAACACCAUUCAAAACUUGACGCUCAUACACACACACACACAAUUCUCUCCUUUCAUGAUUCCCAGGAAAUAGAAGAGAAAAGCAAAAAUACACACACACCUAUAUCAACCCUCCUCAGUUCCUUGGUGCCCAUAAGUCAGAGAUAUGCUGGAUGUGUGAUGACCAUUUUGUGUUUAUGGACAGUAGUGCUCAUCUAAGCCCAGCAAAAAGUUGGUUUUAUUGUCAGAUGUUCACUGACUGAACAUGACUUGGGUCGCUCUGUUUUUCAUCACAAGCUUUUACCUUCCACUGUGGGAAACACCAGUCUAUUGUGUAAAAUGCAAAUAUUGUUGGCUAUCUUAAAUAAGGUGUAGUUUAGUCUGUCACAAACAAGUGCAUGCUGCUUUCUUGCUGAAGAUCUUGCACAUGUAGAUCCAGCAUCUGGACUCGACCACAAAAUCUGACCCCACACCUGUUUGUAUCUUAGUGUAUCACUGCUAUCAAAGUGCCCCGCUAUCAUAACAGCUGACCUGAUGACAGCCCUAAAGCCCUAAAAGAUUGUCCUUUGCACAGCCUGCUGAGAUCUGCACAGGUUUUACACCUCAAAAAUUAACUUUCAUCAUUUUAAAAUGGGACUGGUUGUAUUUUUGUCCCCAGCUGUCAUGCUAAAAUAUUAAAGGUCUGCGUAUAGCAACAGUCGGCACCAUGUUUUCUUAGUUUGAACUUUCAGCUUGUCUUUGUCUGUUUGGAUGCUUGUGUUUGAGACCACAUAACUUGAAACUAAGUUGUGAACACUUUUGUUUGAGGACACACUCAUGUACUUUGUGUGUAAUUCAGUGGCUCAGUAUGUGUGAGCUGCUGAGGAAUGUUCAGGCUUAUUAGAGUGAUAGGUAUUCCUGCUUUGUGUUGGACUGCAGUGUGAGUGGGGUCAAUUAAAGAGGCAAAAACAGAAUGUUUAUUUGCUGAGAAUCUCUCCCAUGUAGACAUUUCCCCCUCUACUGGCCGGGACUGAGAGAUUCUCCUCUCUUUCAGGAAAACCACUGGGCCCGCACCAACCCUCUGUAUUAUACAUAACCCUCCAUUUUAGAGUUGUUAACCAAACAUAAGUCCUACGACAUGUAACUAUAUUUCCAUUCCCAUCUACCUGUAAAUAAAUACAGCCAUAGUCCAUAGGUGCAGUCAGAGUCUACAGCAGUGUCCUUUGUCUAGUCACAUAAUUUCUUACGCAAGUGAGUAAUGGCCAACAGUGCCAAUAUGAAUAUUACGUUCACAUGAAGAGAAGUCAAUAGAACCUCUGUAGACUGUUUACAUGCACCUCUGUGACUCAUUGUGUAUGUAACUUUGGCCACAGGGGGAAAAUGUGUACACAACUAAAGGGGGUCAUUGAUAAAUGACAUUAUUGUUGAUGCUUAUGUUUGUCAAAAUGAUAAUUAAACUGUGUAAUAAACAGUCA